Messenger RNA from Epinephelus moara (kelp grouper), 996 nucleotides. RefSeq lists its product as uncharacterized. The record is from RefSeq and is a predicted model, not a curated record. Lineage: Eukaryota; Metazoa; Chordata; Actinopteri; Perciformes; Serranidae. The coding region runs from base 1 to 810 and encodes 269 amino acids. The transcript is spliced from 6 exons.
AUGAAGUUUUCCUUUGUCUUGGUUCUUUUAUUAGAUAUCCCUCAUCUAAACGGGCAGCAGAAGAUCAAGGAGUUUGAACAUGUUCUGCUGAGACUGGCCUUCCCUUCAUUUUACAAUAGUUACAACAAGUCCUGCUGUAAACUCUAUCCAGGAGGAUGCUACAAGCUGCUGGACAGUUCAGGGUUUACCUGUGAUUUACUGAGAGGACGAGUUACGAAAACUGAGAAAGAUGGCUGGAUUGAAUUUAAGAUAUCGAACGUGCGGUUCGUGGACGGAGGCUAUUACAGAUGUAUUGUUCUGGGAACUGAAAACCGCAUCUACAGUGAUUACUACGUCGAGGUGUAUGAGUUCUCAGGUCACCACACUCAGUCACACCCAUCACUGACAACAACCAUCAAUGCCCCCAACACCUCCACAACAUUCCCAGAAUCCACUGAGCCAGCUCUGGCACAGGACCGCAGUGACAGUCUCAGAGUCCCCUGGAGUUUUGGCCUGCCUCUAGCUGUCAUUGUGUCUAUUACAGUGAUGAUUCUGAUCACUUCAGUUAUUGGUGUUGUUUGCUGCAGAGUCAAGACGAAGCGUAAACAGCUGGACAAAUAUGGAGAAACUCAGUGUGAGUCACAGAAACAAGAGGCCCCGGAAAUGAGCAGCAUAGUCUACACAACAGUGGACUUCAGAGUUCACCAGAAAUCGACAGAGUUGUACGCAAACCUGAGGAUGUACAAUACACAAGUGGGAGCACCUGAUUCAACCUGGAGCACGGAGCAUGAUGGGAUGGUGGAGUACUCCACACUCGCAAUCCACCAGUGAAAGUUUCGAUAGUUUGUGUUUAAUGGGACUGAUUUUAUUUGUUCCACCACAGAAAUCCAUUCAUUUAAAUCAUAAAUGUCAGUUUACCUGUCAUGGUUAGUGCUGCUCAGCCUGUGCAGUGUUUGAAAGACAUUCACCAGGUAGGGAGGAUCCAACAAAGACAUGCAUUUGGCUGCAUUAAAGGAA